This is a messenger RNA of Raphanus sativus (radish), 1734 nucleotides long. Its product is annotated as MO25-like protein At2g03410. The coding region runs from base 534 to 1583 and encodes 349 amino acids. NCBI's taxonomy places the organism in Eukaryota, Viridiplantae, Streptophyta, Magnoliopsida, Brassicales, Brassicaceae. The record is from RefSeq and is a predicted model, not a curated record. The transcript has a single exon. Gene Ontology annotation, biological process: intracellular signal transduction. Gene Ontology annotation, molecular function: protein serine/threonine kinase activator activity.
AAGCUUUUAACCUAAUUAAGACACCAAAGAUAUUCUUAAAAACAAACAAACACCGAAAAAUCCGCGCGGCAAAAUUAGGCAAUCGAGAACCCCCCCCCCAAUUAUAGUAACUCUGUCUCUUUCUUCCUUCCUUCCCUCCUCCUCCUUCCUCUUUCCUGUGAGGAUAUCAAAAGAAACAAUGUUGAUUUAGCAGCGAAACCCCUAAAAGAAAACCCUAGAUAAAGACAUAUAACAUAAUUACAUUAGAUAGAGAUUUGUUUUGUGUGUGUGUGCUUUUGAAUUUUUUUUCUUUUCAUUGCUGUUUAAACCCAAAGGGGAGAAAAAUAGGUGCGUGUGUCUCCAAGAUCGGUGGUGCUUGGCGUCAGGGAGGCUCCGAUGUCUCUCCGUCGUCAAAGCACCACCGUGCAGGGAGCCAUCUACGCGUCUCCACCACCUCAUCAUACGACGAUGAAGUCAGCAUCACAUUCAGCGGGAAGCUUAGCAGUUUCAGCGGUAACCUAGGGAACAACCACCACCACGGAAGCAGCAAUAGGAUGAAAGGUCUCUUCAGAAACAAGCCUCGUCCUCCCGGAGAGAUCGUUCGUCAGACACGAGAUCUCAUCGCUCUGUCCGAAACCACCGACUACGAAGAACAAACAACAACCAACACGAAACACUCCAAACGGUUAGGGAUUUUUCCGGAGAUCUGCAGGAACAUUAGGGAUUUGAAAUCGAUCUUGUACGGAAACAGCGAAGCCGAGCCCGUGGCCGAAGCGUGUCUCUCUCUGACGCAAGAGUUCUUCAGAGAAGACACGCUUCGCCCCUUGAUCAAGUCUCUUCCGAAACUCGACCUCGAGGCGAGGAAAGACGCCACGCAGAUCGUGGCGAAUCUUCAGAAGCAACAAGUCGGAAGCCGACUCGUUGCUUCUGAGUAUCUCGAAUCGAAUCUCGACGUGAUCGACACGCUAGUCGAAGGAAUCGGUCGUGACCACCAUUUGGCGCUGCACUACACGGGGAUGCUUAAAGAAUGCGUCCGUCACCAGGUCGUCGCCAAGUACAUUCUCGAGUCGAAGAACCUCGAAAGGUUCUUCGACUACGUCCAGCUUCCGUACUUUGACGUAGCCACGGACGCAAGCAAGAUCUUCCGCGAGCUUUUGACCAGGCACAAGUCCACGGUCUCCGAGUACCUUUCCAAGAACUACGAGUGGUUUUUCGCGGAGUACAACACGAGGCUGUUGGAGAAAGGGAGCUAUUUCACGAAGAGACAAGCGUCGAAGCUGUUGGGGGAUGUGCUGAUGGACCGGUCUAACUCGGGUGUGAUGGUGAGGUACGUGAGCAGUUUGGAUCAUCUGAGGAUCAUGAUGAAUCUGCUCAGAGAACCGACCAAGAACAUUCAGCUAGAGGCCUUUCAUAUCUUCAAGCUGUUUGUGGCGAACGAGAGGAAACCAGAGGAUAUCGUGGCGAUACUCGUGGCGAAUCGGAACAAGAUUCUUCGGUUGUUUGCUGAUUUGAAACCUGAGAAGGAAGAUGAAGGGUUUGAAGCUGAUAAGUUACUGGUUGUGAGUGAGAUUGCGUCGCUUACUCUUAAACUCACGGAUCCGUGAAUGAAUGGAUGUUUAUCGAAACGUUUGUUUUUGUCAUGUUUUGUAUUUUUGCAUUUAGCGUAGAUACUCUGUUCUCCAAAAAAAAAAAGAAGCAAAAUACAUAAAUGUGAUUUUCGAAAGUUUUAUUCAAUGCCAGUCUUCUUCUUCAACA